UUUCCUCAUCUUGUUGAAGUGUUUAAGAAGAUGUUGGCAGAGGGUUGUGGGUAAUUGAGAAAUGAGGAUAAUUCCAGUCACUACCUAGCAAUUGAUACCUGUACAUGCCCCUACCAAGAGUCCCAACGCCUUCAUAUGCCCUUUAAAAAGGGUAUGCAAUGGCUUUGCUGCCUUGCACUCGAUUCCGGACUGCUCACUUCGAAUGAAGACGAGCAAAGUCAAGUCUUCGAAGCGGAGGCAGAGAGCUUCUCCCAGAAACCACAUGCAUUAAGAAGAGCCUCGACAUGUCUGCCUCUCAUAUACCUUUCUUCCAGACCAAUGUCGGUGAGCCAGUUAUCACCAACCCAUAGGACAAUCCAGAAGCCGCAUCAUAUGGUGGAUGAUGUUAGUAUGGUUCUCCUCCCUCAAGACUGCUUUCCUAACGCCUGCUUGAUAGGUUUCAAUGGAGUCUGA
Botrytis porri is the source of this 453-nucleotide messenger RNA. RefSeq lists its product as uncharacterized. The record is from RefSeq and is a predicted model, not a curated record. The transcript has 3 exons. Lineage: Eukaryota; Fungi; Ascomycota; Leotiomycetes; Helotiales; Sclerotiniaceae. The coding region runs from base 136 to 453 and encodes 105 amino acids.